Molecule: messenger RNA, 1104 nt
Organism: Prorocentrum cordatum
Lineage: Eukaryota; Dinophyceae; Prorocentrales; Prorocentraceae
Source: the annotation of a GenBank genome assembly
GUCACCGCAAACGGGAGUGUGUCGUGGGAGCUCCGCGCCACCGAGGCCGCGCAGGUGGCCGAGUGCCCCGCCGAGCUGGCGCAGGUGUUGCUGGCGUCCGUGGCGGACAAUGGCCCGGCGACUUCCCUCGCAGCUGCGAUCGCAAGGGAUUGCAAAACUUGCGAGACCUCCACAAUGUCGUUGUCUGCGUUGACGGCGGUCAUCGUGCCUGGCAACGCGCGGGACCUGGAUGGAGUGUACAAAGCUCACAGCGUAGCGAUCAUGGGCGUCAGCACUGUCUUGCGCAACGAAGGCUUCGUCAUGCGCUGUUGCUCGACGUGCAAGAAGCAGCUCGAGUUGACCGAUGCCACGGGCCACUGCGCUGCCAUGCUCUACCACGACGUGGCCAUGCAGAUUCCAGGCUUCCCUGAUCCGUCGACGGCCACAGACACUGAAAUCCAGAAGUUCCUGCAGACGCUCCGCGCCGUCCCGUACUCCAUCCGCCUGAUUUACCGCAUCAACGCGCUGCGCGAGGUGAACAAUCUCGAGACCAAGCUGCUCCUCCCCACGCUCACCUCCGACGGCGUCGUCGGCUCCUGGCGCCUGGACCCGACGCCCAUCGCCUCGAGCAACACUGCGUGCCCGUUCGCCAAGUGCACCUCCGUCGGCUUUGAUCCGGACCUCGGCUUCGCGAUUGUGGACGGUUCGACGGUCACCGCCGUGCGCCUCCUCGGCAAGUUCUUGGGCCUGCGUGUCACGCGGUUCACCACCUGCGCCCUCGAGCCCGUGGGCCAGACGGCGCCGGCGAAAUACCGCUUCACGGCUGGCGGCCUAUCCAGCGCCGUCCAGUGGCUGGUGCGCGCGGACGGCACCUUCUUCGUCACUGCCACGAAGCGCAAGAAUGACGACACCUUCGUGGUUCAGUCGCACCACAAAGUGGCCGCGCAGGACGCGGCCAUGUGGACGCAGUACAUGACCAAGACGCUCGCGGUCCCGAAGGGCCCGCCGCUGACCUUCGGCCACGCCGUGACGCCCCUGAAGCGCAAGCGCGCCCUGGACGACGCGGCCGCUGCCUCCGCGGCCGCGGACAUGGCAGUCCGCAGCCGCGGGCUUGUCGAGGCGUGA